Molecule: messenger RNA, 507 nt
Organism: Octodon degus (degu)
Lineage: Eukaryota; Metazoa; Chordata; Mammalia; Rodentia; Octodontidae
Product: 40S ribosomal protein S4-like
Exons: 1
Coding region: 1-450 (149 amino acids)
Biological process (GO): translation
Cellular component (GO): cytosolic small ribosomal subunit; ribosome
Molecular function (GO): RNA binding; structural constituent of ribosome
Source: RefSeq, a predicted model, not a curated record
AUGUUUAUCACUGAAAUCAAAAUAAAGACCUUUCUGAGGAAGAUCUUUGUGGGCACAAAAGGGAUCCCUCAUCUGGUCACCCACGAUGCUCGCACCAUUCGCUACCCUGACCCUCUCAUCAAGGUCAAUGACACCAUCCAGAUUGAUUUGUCAUCUGGCAAGAUCACCGAUUUCAUCAAGUUCGACACUGGUAACCUGUGUAUGGUGACCGGAGGUGCUAACUUGGGAAGAAUUGGAGUGAUCACCAACAGAGAGAAGCAUCCUGGCUCUUUUGAUGUGGUUCAUGUGAAAGAUGCCAACGGCAACAGCUUUGCCACCCGGGUCUCCAACAUCUUUGUCAUCGGUAAAGGCAGCAAGCCGUGGAUUUCUCUUCCACGAGGAAAAGGAAUCCGUCUCACCAUUGCUGAAGAGAGAGAUAAGAGGCUGGCAGCCAAACAGAGCAGUGGGUGAAAUGGUCUCUAAUGACAUGUUACAGAGAUCUCUGUUUAAUUAAAGAUAAUAGAACAU